GUAACACUGAGCUCUUCAAUAGAGUCUACCAUAUGAUCUACUCUAUCACGAAGAUUGGCCUCUCAUGAGUUGAGCGAUAUUUCAUUCUUUGGGGUUCGAAGCUCUGGAUGAGCCCAUCAGCGUGGAAGUUCUUCCCGCUCUAUGAAACUCUACGAUUGCCCUCCUGUACUGCGAACGGACAUUUUAUUCUCCCCAGCCCUGGACCAGGCGCUUUGUUUUUGGUCAUACCAUAUUAGACAGUUGAAAAAGGAGGAGGGUAUCACACAGGACGGUUCAGAACAUCCACAGCGAGCGAGUGAGCAGGUUGGUAGUUGAUCAGCAAAACGCCAUACGGGAUGCGAAUUGCGCCACUCUAUUUUCCAUACAUCCAAGUCUCCACAGCAUUGUUAUAUCUUUUUCUCUCGUAUAAGCGAGUCUUAUAGAUCAAUGACGCCUGACAAUCCCUAUACUUAUCUAGCUGCACAGGGUCUAGUCGCCGUCGAAACAAAAAACACAGAGUUGACCAGGUGUUGGGGUUUGCAUAAAUCUACAAGUCUAUUGACACCGACACUCUCCGCCCUGAGCAACUUCAGGCCACCCUCACCCACGCCAGCACAAUGUCUGCCCGCGCCAACGAGUUCAUCGCCGAGACGCUGGCCCAAUACACACCCCGUGCCGCGAACUAUGAUCUCUCCAACGGUGGUUGGCACGUGGAACUAAGCCGAGACUUCGUUAAGUGGCUGCCUCCUCCCAAGGCCGGCGCCGUUCUCGACCUCGCAUGCGGCACCGGCCUGGUCACAAUACCUCAAGCUGAGGCAGUCGGAUCCAGUGGCGUCGUCGUCGGCGUCGACAUCACUGAGGCCAUGCUCAACGAAGCCAAACGCAAACCACUCCCCGAGGGAAGCGGAGAAGUGAAGUGGGUGUUGGGAGACAUCACUGACCUUUCCUCCUUGGAGGAAGUGCAAAAGGUAUUGAAGGAAAGGGGAGGUUUUGAUGUCAUUUCAUGCUGUUCCGCGUUCGUCUUGCUCGAGGAUCCCGCAAAGGUGAUCAAACACUGGGCAACCUUUUUAAAGCCCGGCGCCGGGAAGUUGAUCGUCGACGUCCCCACGGAGGAUCGCAGCUUGCAGUACCUGCUCAACUACCCACUCCGGCGCGCGCUGGGGAAAUCCAUGGUCUACGACUUCGACUGGAUAGAAGGUAUCUCCACCUUACAGAAGCUGUUUGAAGAUGCCGGGCUGGAAAUUGAAAAGUCUUUUCGCACGAGGAGCUACGUCCCUGAGAAAUGGUACGGCGCGGAUCAGGCGAUGGACGCGCUGGAAGAGAAGACGAGUCAGAGUGGGCUGUGGAAGGCCAUUUUUGACGGGAUGGAGGUAGACGGAGGCGCCGAAGCCGUUGACAAGGCUAGGCGGGAAUGGGUGCGGAUUUGGAAAGACCAUCUCGACCACGACGGGAAAUUGUGGGACGGGCAUGCUUUGUAUGUUUCGAUAGGACGGAGGAGGGAGUGAGGUAUCGCUACGUACGGACUAUCGAAGCAACGAGUGGUGCAGGAAGUAUCCUUCCACCGACUCAUCGUCGAACAAACACCACGCCCGCAUCUUCAGGUCGACGCAUCUUCGGCGUGAUGACGUUCAUCGAGUCCUCUAGCACCUCCAACAACGCCGAGCUGGCCUGCUCUUCCGUCGUCAUUUUCCCUUCCAUGAUCAGCGGCUUCAGGCGAUAUUCUCUCAACAGCGUCGAUAUCACGGCCACGAACUCGACCUGGCUGAACUUCUUCCCUGGGCAGACCCUAGGUCCAACACUCCACGGCACAAACGCCGCGCCCGGCGGAGGAUGGGCGAUGGACUCCUUUCCCGUCGCCGGGUCGGCUACUAUCCAGCGUCGUGGGUUCCAUUUGAGUGAGUCGUCGCCCCACCAGCGGGGGUCGCUGUGGACGGCGUAGAGAUUCAGCGACACAUAUGUCUCGACGGGCACCAUGAUCUCUUGGCCGUUGACUCGGAUGGCGUGUGGUUGACCGACGCACCACCGCUCCGUACUAGGUACCGGUCCCCAGAGGCGAAGGGUUUCAUACUGAGGUCUGUGAGCUCGCAAAUGUGGGUUCGGAUAGAUUCAACGUACCAUCAGCGCCAGGCACCUCACAAGUUGUGGAAAUACUCCUUCAUAGUCGAGCUUUUCAGCGUCUCUCCCUUUCAGCACGGUGUCCACUUCGUCGCCGACCCAGUCCUGGAUCUCACGAUUGGUGGCCAAGAACGGUAUCGUGUAUGUCAGUGCGUUUGCGGUUGUUUCGAAGCCAGCUAAGUUGAAGAUGUACAAGUUACCCAAUAAUUCGGAGUCACUGAGGUACAUCGGUUUCCCC
Messenger RNA from Cladophialophora immunda, 2332 nucleotides. RefSeq lists its product as uncharacterized. The transcript has a single exon. Lineage: Eukaryota; Fungi; Ascomycota; Eurotiomycetes; Chaetothyriales; Herpotrichiellaceae. The coding region runs from base 597 to 1484 and encodes 295 amino acids. The record is from RefSeq and is a predicted model, not a curated record.